Messenger RNA from Phlebotomus papatasi, 5078 nucleotides. RefSeq names its product protein roadkill (gene rdx). Gene Ontology annotation, molecular function: ubiquitin protein ligase binding. The record is from RefSeq and is a predicted model, not a curated record. The transcript has 9 exons. The coding region runs from base 3153 to 4406 and encodes 417 amino acids. Gene Ontology annotation, biological process: proteasome-mediated ubiquitin-dependent protein catabolic process; regulation of proteolysis. Gene Ontology annotation, cellular component: cytoplasm; nucleus. Lineage: Eukaryota; Metazoa; Arthropoda; Insecta; Diptera; Psychodidae.
AAAAGGAAUUACCUAUAGUAGUGGUCCAUUUUUAGUUAGGAAUUGUUCCAUAACCGUACGCUUUCGAAUCUUUCGAAUAGUAUGUCGUAAACUAGAAAACUUCUCCUUUCCAGGAUUUCAAUGCAUUGGAGCUUCUGUAAUGUACAAUUGGACGUACGAAAGUACCCCAAUCUCCCCUAUAUUACUUUGAAGGUGUCGUGAGGUGUAAAGGGAGAAUGAGGAAGUUGUGUAUGGGUUUUGUUGCUAGAAGAAACCAAUUUCCAUUCUCUUUUUCUCUGUUUCUUAUACACACUCUCUCCCUUCUGGUUUGCUUUCUCAAACUAUUUUUGCUUUCUUUUUCUUUCAUUCCUCACAAUUUCACGAAUAUACCAUCGAAAUGAUGUAGGUUUUCUAUGUUUUUUUUUCGGGGGGAUGACGACUGUUUUCUGGUUUUUCUUGUGCUAGUAGGGGGAAAAAGGGGGUUGUGUGAAAGAGGAUUUUUUUUAUUUGGUGGAAUUGAGGACUAAAUAGGGGAAGUACGAGGGGUUAAAGAAGAGUGAGAUAGAGGAUGAAUUUUUCAAAAAGGUAGUAACGUUGAAAUUUUAUGCUAUAUACGUGGUGUUGUACUGCUCAUGCGCCCAUGCUGUUUAAUUCAGGGUAUAUUUCGAUCCAGAAAUACAAUUGCGGUAUGGCAUUAUUCACAAUUUAUCAUUGCGAAUUUGCCUUUUUCUCUCUGGGUAUCUUCAGUAAAGAGCAGUUUUAUAAAAAGAAAGAUUUGUAAAGACCUAGUUCCAAUUUUUUUUCUCUGUUCGUCGUUAGGGAGGCGCAAGGGUAGAAUGUAACAUAGACGGUAGGUAGCAGUAGAAUUUUUACCUGUAUUUUGAUAUCAUGAUUUUUAUGAGUUGGUAUACAUUGUGAUUCAUUUUGUUAUAAGUUCUUUCCGUUGCCCUCAUCACUCAAUUAUUUCCACAUUGAAUGACACAAUAAUUCUCUCUGUUCUUCUUUUCUUUUUUUUUUGUUCAAAAUGCGGCUUUUGCAUUUAGUCCAAUUAAAUAUUAAAAUCAUAUGGAUGGUAAAUGCGGUAGGAGAAUUAAAAAAAAAGUUUAUGUAGAAUUUUUGAGGUUCAUUCUUGUAAGAGCAUGGGUUGAGUGAGAAAGAGAUAGAAGAGAGGUGCGUUGAAUGAUUGAAUGUUAAGCAAAAUAGUUCAUACACUCACCGUAGAGAGGCAUACACAUAUACACAUACGUAGUUUACGCUAUUGAGAUAGUAGUGUACGACAGAAAAAAAAGUUACAUUGAGAAAAAAGGGAGCUAAAGAGAGGUUUCGUGAGUGGUGAAGCAAUAUACACAAAAGCGUAGUCAGUUUCACUCAUAAAGUUUUCUCGUAGAAUGUGUGUAGUGUGAGAUGGGUGGAAGGGAGACAGAUAGAUAGACCGUUGAUGAUACGAGGUGUGAGUGAAUGAGAUGGAAUGAUAGAUUUUUGACCCAGCAAUACAAGUGGGGGAAGAUGGGAAUGGUUGUCUCUGUCUAGCAGUGUCGGGGUCUACGGUUGGGAUACAGUCGAUGCCUGGUUCAGUUGCAAAGUAGCAGCGUGAUUGUACGGAUAAUCCGCGACAUUCUGUUGGCACUUUCAGUGAAAGCGUGCGAUUUUUUUUCACUCAUUUCAUUUCAACAUUUCGUUCAAAUUGUUCAUUUUUCAAAACAUAAGGCCGCAGUGUGUUGUAUUCUUUCAACUCCGUAUAUUGCUUAAAAAACCGAAAAAAAAACGUUAAGAAAAAAAAAUAUUGUUAGUCACAUUUGGGCUCAAGGAGAGUGUAUGUGCGCUAAGGCUGAAGCUGUUGCGAGAUAUCAACAUCAACCUAAAAUCCUACAAUUUUUUUUUUGGUUAUCGACUUUGGAAAAAGAAGAUCAACGGAUUUUGUAGUGUAAAGACGAAAGAAUAUAUUGAAAAAUCACAGGAUAUACACUGUAAAUGAGAGAAAAUCAAUUUCAAAAGGGUUGAUCAGAAGUUGAGAACCGACAACGUUGACAUUGGAAACAGGAUUUUAACCCCCUUGAUGUUGGUUUUUGUUGUUAUUGUGUUGUGAAGGGAACUCUACGAAAGUGUUUUACUCUUGAACAAUCUCACCUCUCUCUCUCUGGAUUAAUCAUCAUAUUGGCAAAUUGGUGUACGACAACGUCAACGAAGGGAACGAGAGUUUUCACUGGUUGGAAGAGAGAAAAGAAAAAUAUAAAUUACAAAUUAACUAAGUGAAAGUGUAUAUGGAGGACCUAAAGUGAAACUCCAGUUGAUGGAGUAUUGAAGAAGUUUCGAAAAGGCAAAACCAGCAAGAGAAGAGAGUUAUACUACGAAAAGCGUACUUAUAUUGUAAAAAAAAAUUAAUGAGGAUAUUUCUGGAUUACAAGUGACAAAGUUUAAAGUUGAUGUUAAAAAUUAUUCAAAAGCUUACAAACUCUUGGAAAAUAUUUUACACAAGAGAUUCUCCCAAUGUGUAAUGCACAAAUCAUAAUUGACGAAUAAUUACAAGUAGAAAAAAAGAUUAAAAAAAAACAAAAGUGCGAAAUAUAAUUUGCAAAGUUCUGAAAAAAAAGUGAAAUAAACAAAGUGUGUGUGUUCUUUUUAUUUGUUAAUUUUAAACAUAAUUGGUGUAAUUUAUACAUUUAGUAUAAAAUAUAAUUUAGUACACGUGUGUGACUUGGGAGGAAAACAAGAGAAAAAAAAGUUUGAAGUUUAAAUUAAAUUUGUGGUGACUUUUUUGUGUUAGCACAUAUUUUGAUAAUUUCCACAAGAGCAUGUUGAUGUUUUUGGUGCUGCUCAAGGAAAAAAGACACGAAACUGUGUAUAAAUUGAUAAAAGUACAAUUCUAGAAGGAAUUUGUACUAUUUCCUUCCAAAAUAGAAAAAGCAAAAAAAAAAACCCGGAUAUUAACCGAUUAGCAUUCCAAACCUAUUUUCCAAAAAUCGGUAAACACAUCUUUAAGUGAUUGAAAAGUGACCAAUAUUCGGCAGUUAAGAGAAGGAUUCCCUCUCAACUGUCGCAACUAAAGGAACAAAUAGUAUUUCAACUAUAUCCUUAAAUUUAUUUUUAAAUUUCUUUCUGGACCAGUGUUUAUAAAAACGUAAUCCACCGUGGAUACCAUAGCGUUGCCUCUGGGUGGAUUAUCACAUGUUAGGAUGGCUCUGGCCAGGAAAAAAUUUCCUCCCUCUAUUUCAUGGUUGCCGGUCGUGAGUGACUGUCCGGCAGGUCAAACUGCUAGAGUUACAUCCAACCUCCACUCUUCCAGUAGCAGUAGCAGUAGUACAAUGGCGGUCAGUAGAGUACCGUCUCCACCGUUACCGGAAGUGAACACACCAGUUGCUGAAAAUUGGUGCUACACUCAGGUGAAAGUCGUUAAAUUUAGCUACAUGUGGACGAUAAAUAAUUUUAGCUUUUGCCGAGAAGAAAUGGGCGAAGUACUAAAAUCAUCCACCUUCUCAGCUGGUGCUAACGACAAAUUAAAAUGGUGUUUACGUGUCAAUCCAAAAGGGCUGGAUGAGGAAAGCAAAGACUACCUGUCCCUUUACCUUCUCUUAGUAUCAUGUAACAAAUCUGAAGUUAGAGCCAAAUUUAAAUUUUCUAUUUUAAAUGCAAAACGCGAGGAGACCAAAGCGAUGGAGUCACAAAGAGCAUAUAGAUUUGUUCAGGGGAAAGAUUGGGGCUUCAAGAAGUUCAUAAGGCGGGACUUUCUGCUCGACGAAGCGAAUGGUUUGCUUCCUGAGGAUAAAUUAACAAUAUUUUGCGAGGUUAGCGUCGUUGCUGAUAGUGUUAAUAUAUCAGGCCAGAGCAAUAUCACACAGUUCAAAGUGCCCGAAUGCAAAUUGUCAGAAGAUCUGGGAAAUCUGUUCGAUAGCGAACGUUUUAGUGAUGUCACAUUGGCUGUUGGUGGUCGAGAAUUUCAGACUCACAAAGCAAUUCUCGCUGCAAGAAGUCCUGUCUUUGCUGCGAUGUUUGAACAUGAAAUGGAGGAAAGGAAACAGAAUCGUGUCGCCAUUACAGAUGUGGACCAUGAAGUGCUCAAAGAGAUGCUUCGAUUUAUUUACACAGGGAAAGCACCGAAUUUAGAGAAGAUGGCUGAUGAUCUCCUAGCAGCCGCAGACAAGUAUGCCCUAGAAAAGCUGAAAGUGAUGUGUGAAGAAGCGCUUUGUGUUAAUCUGUCUGUGGAGACAGCGGCUGAUACUCUCAUUUUGGCUGAUCUUCACAGUGCUGAUCAACUCAAAGCACAAACGAUAGAUUUUAUCAAUACACAUGCAACUGACGUGAUGGAGACACUGGGGUGGAAAAAUAUGAUAUCGACACAUCCGCACCUCAUUGCUGAGGCAUUUCGCGCCCUAGCGACGCAACAAGUCCCACCAAUUGGUCCGCCACGGAAGCGUGUUAAGAUGAGCUGAAAUAAAUUGUUGAUAUCUGGUACGGGUCUUGCUAAUAUAUCAACCUAUAGCAAUGGCACCGACAUCACCUACGAUACACAAUGUGACAAUUGCAAUACAAUCAACAACAACAACAACAACAAUGGGAUUGAUAGUAACAAGACGACAACAUCAACAACAGCAACAACAAUCUUUCUCCCAUCGAUAUCAUCGACAUUGACAACGGCAUGUGCCACAAAUUCCGCAAUUGUUGUCCAAGGAUCCAAUCUCAACACUUUUCACCGACAUCACCAUCAUCAUCAUCAUCAUCACCAUCAUCUACGACAGACGUCUUCUGUGAUGCACCACUCUUCCGCCACGCCAACAUCCAUGGGCACCAGCAAUGCAUCAACAAUUGCUGGAUGCCCAAUGGACGAGAAACUUGGCAAGAUCUCUAUUGUGAGUGACAAUUUGAUCCUCUCGCAUCUCCAGCAGAGAUCUGUUUGAAUUCACCAAACAACAGCAACAUCAACAUUUUCUUUUUGGGGCUUUGUGAGAGGGAUGAAUUUUUUUUCCGUAGAUGGUGAGCUAAAAAAAACACUUCCUUUUCUUCAUUAUUAUUAUAUUUUUUUUCUUAGUGACACCUAUUUGAGGGACAUUUUGUAAUUUUUUUGUUGUUUUUAAAUCACAAAAGAAAGAGAGGGUUUGGCGAAA